AUGGGACUUAAUGAGUUUGAAGAAGCCGUGAGAUCAUUUGACCAGGUUCUCAAACUAGAUCCUGUUUCUGUGGAUGCCUAUGUUGGACGAGGAAAUUCGUACAUGGAAAACGGACAUGAGGCUGGUUGUAAACAAGCACAGAAAGACUUUUUGAGAGCAAUUCACCUGAAUCCAAAGUGUAUAAAAGCCAGAAUUUGCUUAGGAUACAACUUGCAGGCUCUUGGAAAGCUUCAGAGAGCAUGGAGCCAAUUUACAGUUGCUAUUUGCUUUGAUCCAAAAUGCCAUGCUGCAUAUGAUGGACGAGCUUCAGUCUGUCUUCAAAUGGGUGAAACUUUUGCUGCAUUUCAAGAUACAAAUGCCGCACUAAAGCUCACUACCACUGCUCCACUGCUAACAAAUCGGGGUGUCAUCAAUCAGUUAAUGGGAUAUCUAUCCUGUGCCAUGAAGGACUAUCAACAAGCAAUUUCUGUUGACCCAAACUAUGCAUUAGCCUAUUUUAAUGCAGCAAAUAUCUACUUCCAUAAUCGACAGUUUUCACAGGCCUAUUGCUAUUAUUCCAAGGUAUUACAACUUGACCCGAGAAAUGAAUCUGCUGUUAUGAAUCGUGCUAUUACAAAUACAUUACUAAACAAUAUUGAAGAAGCAAAAGAAGACUUUGAGAAGGCAAUUUGUCUCUGCCCAUUCUCUGCAGCAGUGUAUUUUAACAGGGCAAAUUUCUAUAAUGGAUUGAAACAAUAUGAACUAGCUGAGAAAGACAUUUCAACAG
Molecule: messenger RNA, 766 nt
Organism: Fulmarus glacialis (Northern fulmar)
Lineage: Eukaryota; Metazoa; Chordata; Aves; Procellariiformes; Procellariidae
Gene: TTC6
Product: tetratricopeptide repeat domain 6
Exons: 5
Molecular function (GO): protein binding
Source: RefSeq, a predicted model, not a curated record